CCCUUACACAUGAUAACUAUAUUGCACAGGGAAGCAAUUUCCGUUAGAGAGACGCUUUAAUUUUGUCAUAUGACUUGAGUCACAUGAUCUCCCGACAGAUAAAACUCACCUCGUCUGUGAUUGGAGUUGUCCUCUGCCAGGGUUCACUGUGAUUGGUUCAGAUUGGGUGUGUUUGUGCUGCAGUUAGCUAUUUAAUUAGUGUGUUUGCAGCCUGAUAUCGCAGAGUCAUGUGUUUCUUAGUCUGAGUGUACUCUGACUGCCUGCUGCACCCUCUGUUUAUCUGUCCUCAUAGUGGAGACCAUGCGUUGGUACUUUGCAGCUGUUCUUCUGUGGACACUCACAGGUAAGAGAAAAUGUUGGACCAGCUAGCAGCAUGCUAAGUACGUGUGCAGACUGUCAUAACAGGCGUUUCGCAAUGAUGUUUUUCUAUUUAUUUUGAGUUGAUGAAAUAUUCUCCUGGAUUAAGUGCUCUCCAGCAGCUGUAAAUACGUCUUUCCCUUCGCAGUACAUAGUAUUAAAGUGAAAAAGUUGUCUGUGUACUCGCUAACAUGCUGGGAGGACAAAGAAACUGUAACGCCAAACUUCAGGCACCAAACUGCUAAUUUAGGGUCAACUGUCUCCUCAGGGUAUAUACAUGUAGUUUGAGUGUUUUUAAGACCCCAGACGUAUGUGUCGUAUGUAUUUUUAUAAUUCGGUGUAUUCUACUUAAGUUUAGUUUCAUACUGACUAAAAAAACAUUUUGUAUUUGUGGUUGAACUGGUGCAAACAGAGCACAAUGUGAGGGUUUGAGAGUUUAUUAAUACCUCAGUAGAGUUGAGCUCUAUUAUGUGAGUUGUUCAUAAUAUUUUGCCUUGGAAAUAUUUAGUCAAAGCCCCAGGUCUUUGUCUAUCGUUGAUGUAUUGAUAAUAAAUGGGUCAAAACACCAUUUUCCACAUAUUUGUCUUGAUAAUGAAUUAUUUACACAGGCACAGUUUUCACCAUAACUGUGCAGCUGUGUUCAUUGAGCUUGUCCUUGACAAGGUCUGCAGUAGAAAUGUAUGUUUUCAGUGAAACGCCAUCCAACUCAUCUAAUGUUUGUUUUAGCUUCAGAGGUCAAAGCUGUCCCCACUCUUCCAAAUUUUGGGAACAGCUAUCAUGUAAAAGGUAAGCACUGCAACAUCAGAUCACACAGUAUUGCCUGUUUUAAUCUGAUAAUAACUAUUCUCAUCAUGGUGCUUUUACAGGAGUGAUUUCUCUGCCUUAUGCUGAGAUCAAGGAGCCAUUUGAGGCCUGGUUUGACCUGGCAGCAAAGUCCAGCCGCAUAGACUACUACCAUGGUAAGAGUCUACUUGACCUGUGACUGAUUCGCCUAAACCUGACUCUUUUUCUUUCCUGUUGGUGGUUUAGUGAUGUGAAACGGAGAACCUGUUGUUUCAGGCUGGUGGAAUAAGAGCAGGACUUCAGAACUGAGUUCAUAAACCAAGAAGUGAAAAAGGAUGCAUAAGCACUUUUAGGAAACCUAUUCUGUUGACUCAUGCCUUAGGCUCAUGUGACUUCAAAUCUGUGCUGUCUUGUUUGAGGUGAUUAUGCAAGGUUGUUUUUCUUAUUUUUGGCAUUUUCUAUAAUCCUGUGGUUAGGUGACAAAAUUAAAAACUUUCCAUGCCAGUUUCAGUGAACAUGUACUUUCAUGUUCAAAUUACCAAACCGUGUGAAUGACAGUGUUGCACCAGCCACAGUAAUAUGCAAAUUUUUGAUAAUUCAAAGUCAUACAGUUACACGGGUUCUUGAUUUGAAAAAGCCAAAGUAAAACCAAAAUGGGUGAACCAGUCUGUCUAAAGUUAAAAAGAGGACUUUCUCUAGCAUGCAGAGAAUAUAACUAAAUGUGUUAUGAUCCCCAAAUUUUUAACAGUGAAAAUUUUAUUUAUUCUAUUUCCAUCAUAUCCAACAAAAAAGACUCGUGUGUCAUUAGGAUUUGGUUUAGAGAGAGACUGUCUGAACCAUGAAAUAAAGUGGUGCUGCAAGGGUUUCAGUCAUACUGAGUGUCUAACAAAUUAAAGCUGUUGCCGUAAUUAUAGUUACUUUUUGCUAUAUUUAAUUUGACAGUACAAAUAAUGUCUCGAUCGAACAUCUUUGUCGAUCAUCAACAGGUCAGGUGUCGACAUACCAGCUGGGGGCAGAGCAGCCAUGGGGUAUUUCAUAUAAAAUCACUCCUGAGACCACAGAGGACGAGCUGAAUGUAAUGAAGUGUUUCCAGGUCAACGGGACAAAGGAAGAGGCUGUCACAUCGCAGGCGUCGCUGCCUGAUGUGCAGGGCUUCCAGGUAUGCGUGUGGGGAAAGAAAUACUCUUUUUACAGUUUGAACUUUCUAACACAGUUAAUAGACUAGAUUGUCUUAUUCUGUUCAUAUCUCCAUAAACACACUUGUGGACAACCAGAAAAAUGACUUCAAGAGAUGAACUCCAUAUUUCUAUACAAAUUGCCAUGUGAGAAGUGCACACUGAUGCUGAGAGUAAACUGCUCACCUGCAUAUGAAUUUUAACCAUCAUAACACCUUGUGUAACCCUCUCUUAUAUUUCAUAUUAUGUAGUGAAUCGUAAAAGGGCUGAAGGUCUCGGAGCGAGGUGAUUACAGAAGUUAUUUAAAUUCAUCAUCGAGUUGACUGUUCUCUUUUUAUUGCAGAGCACUUAUAUAAAAGCCCAUGAAAAUUCUCAAUGUUAUGACUCAAAUGUAAAUCAGAAGAUUGAAUCAUUUUUCUCUAAAGUAGACCAUUUGUUUAUCCACAGCACACUUUCCAAACUGAAUGGGGUACUAAAAAUUUCAGCCCUGUACUUUUUGAAAAUGGCACAGAGAUAACUUGUUCAGGGUUGACAUAUAAAAAUAGCUUCACAACGAAACACCUGUUUUGAAUUCGAUAACAGCAAAUCCUUUCAGAAAAAGUGAAAUGGGGUCAUAUUUACCUGUCUGUUGCACAACCUCUUCUUUUGACAACACUCUGUAGGCAUUUGCUUCUUUUUUUUUUUUUUUUUUUUUGUUCAUCUUGUUAACAGUUUGUCUCCUGUCCUUUUUAAAAAAAAUAUUAUUAUAUUUAUUUUUCAUAAUGUGAACAAACUGGGUGGCAAGUUUAAGACCGCACUAUAGGCCUAUGUAGCACCAGCACUCACUCACUGUGAGGCAAUAUGGUUGUAGAACUGGGCAAGGCAUUGUUCUGAAUCAAGCUAGUCAUGCCUGUUUUGCAGUAGAUUACGCACCGAAACCUGUGGUUUUAUCGUUAAGGGUGCCACCAGAAAUUUGGUGAUCCCUCAUGCUAUUGGCACAUUUCUUGAUCUGGCUUUUCACCAGAUUCUCUUCAGGUUCACACAGCAAAACAGUGUUCUCAAAUUGUUGUACUGUUGUAUUUUUUUUUUUUUUUUAAUUACAUUUUACAGUGUCCCAAUCUUUCUUUUUUGUUUUUGGAAAUGGAGUUGUAAAUACUUUAUCACAUGUCCAGGGUUCCUACACAAGUAUAGAAAGUAUGGGAAUAAAUUUGAUCAAUUUCCAGGUCUUAAAAAGUAUGGAAAAUAAAGUAUGGAAAAAUAUUUGUUUCCAGACUAUUAGCACAGUUCAAAAAUACUGUUUUCUAAAAUAGAAAAUUCUGUAUUUUCAAAAAUAAUUCUAAAAAAUAGGGUAUGGAAAUUCCAAAUGUGUAGGAACCCUGAAUCCAACCACAAAUUGUUAAUGUUGGUAAAAAAUUUAAUAACAUGACCGACUGAAUGUCAAUGUCCAAAUGUGUUUCCCCCUGUAGUUCCUGAGGAUGGAGUACUACGGGGGCUCCCUGUGUGAAGUUUGGCAGAAUGUGACCAGUGUAGGUAACAAGAAGAACACAUACACUCUGUGGGUGACUCACUCAGAGAAAGGUGCUGAUGGAAAGGAAGACCCCACCACACCGCUCCAUUAUGAGAUGAUGGGAUACAACACGCUACUUGGCUCCCAUUAUGACAAAUACUUGGUGGACUACAAAGAGUUCAACACCCACGUGGACCCCAAAGUGUUUUCGUUGCCAGAAGGUCUGUUCUCUGUCGUGGCUGAUACAGAUAUUUAUGAGAAAUUUACAAGAAUAAAACACCUUCUUUACCUUGACCAUUUUUCUUCUGUCAGGAAUGACCUGUGGGGGAUUUCCUGGUCCAGGAGUGGAGCACCACAUGCUGGCCAAUCCUAUGAAAGAUCUAAUCCACACAACAGCGCCAGGUCACCCACAGCGCAUAUUUAACCAGUUUAAGGACAAGUUCCAGCGUCAGUAUAGUGAUGAAACAGAGCAUGAAAAAAGGGAGCACGCUUUUCUUCAUAAUCUCAGGUGAGAGAGUUAUUUAUGUCACUGCAGCACCUACAUGACGAUCCUUUCUCAGAGGUCAUUAUCUUGCAGAUGUUAUUGGUAAAAUUUUGAGCGAAGAGUGUCUGAUGCCCUGAUUUAAUUGUUUUUGUAUUUUAGGUACGUCCACUCCAAAAACCGAGAAGGACUAUCCUUCUCUGUGGUUCUCAACUCUCUAGCUGAUCGUACCAUAGAUGAACUGGCCAUCAUGAGGGGAAGGAUACGAGGAAAGACCCCAAACAAGGGGGAGCCUUUCCCCACAAAGAUUUACGAAGGGGUGACGGUCCCCGACUCUCUUGAUUGGAGGCUUUAUGGUUAGUGUGUGCAGUUUGAAAUGAUUUCAAAGAUGCAUUAUCCUCUAUCUUUAUUUCACUAACUUUGCUUUUGUAGGUGCUGUGACCCCAGUGAAGGACCAGGCUAUCUGCGGCUCCUGCUGGAGCUUUGCCACCACUGGAGCAGUAGAGGGCGCUCUCUUCCUGAAGGUAAAAAUAAAACAAAAAUGCUGCAUGCAUAAAAGUCACUGGUCUUAUUCCAGUGUUUGCACUCACCAGAUUACUUUCUUAUGCUCUUUAAAGCCAGGGAAUUCAAUAUGGCAGGUCAUGUGUCCAUGAUCUGGUUACUUUGCGCUACUUUCAUGUGUGGUAUUGAUCUAUCAUGAGCAUCUUCCUUAAUAUUUCUUCAGACAAUACCAUGUCACCUAAAAUAACCCUGCACAGGAGAGCAUUGUCAUCACAGAAAGCAUUAAAAAGAGGGUUAGAGUUGAGGUAAAGUAAGAAAUAGUCAACAUGCCUGAAAAAAGGCAACAGAAAGAAACAUAUUUAGAGACGAUUUAAUCAAACAAAACAUACAAAAAGUUCCCUGUAUUAAAUGCAUACUUGAUAAAAUAAAGCUUUUUGUGGGUUUAGAGGAUGUUUGUUAGUGAAAAGUAUUGCGUAUUAUUUCUACAAUCUUGAUAAAACCGGAUAGUUCAAGUUUCCAUUCCCUUAGUUGAGUUAAACUCUCACAACUCUGCAUCUGAUAACCUUAUUUUAAGGUUCAGUCCAUUUGUCUCCCCGAGAGUGAAUAGUAGUCCUCCCUCUAGAAAGAGGGCGGGUCCACUCUGCAACAGGGUUCAUUGUGUCUCUAUAACUCGCGUUAGACAGACCUGACAGAGUGUGAGUGUGUCAGAAUAGUGCCAGUGAAUGACUGUCAGCUUUCGCCUCCCUCCGUCACCAGCAAGGCAAAGCUCAAAAGCAUUCCUGUACCUCUGUUGCUGAGCAACUUGAUCCAAACACAGGAUGGUUUAUUAUGGGAUUUAAUGCAACCCCACUGAAGUGACCAACUACUUUGAUUCACACAAUCUCCAGACUCACGAAACACGUAGGAUUCAAUCAGCGUUCCCGUUGGUGUGUGAGGACGCAGAACUGCCAGGCUGUCACACUGUCAGGAGUAGGCUCUGUGAUGUGGACUGUAAACUAAGUAAGGCUCUUCUGUGAGUUUGAAUAAUCUGCAGACCCUCCUACUCCUUGCAAAUAGAUCACAGCAAAUUCUGGGAUGAAUAAAAUGUGUUUGCCUUGUCUCUAAAAUCUGUAGAUAAAUCAGAAAGUGAUCAACAACCUGGUCUGUUGUUUAAGUCUGCUGCUGAAUUUUGCAUUUUUUUAAGAGAUUUUUUUUCUUUUUGUUAAUUUUGAUUCUUUUUAGUCAAACUUUUGCAUUUAACUUAUAUAAGUUUAAGCUUUCCCAGAUCGAUUUGAUUUGUUGACAUGGUCAAACGGUGUUGUGCAUCAAACAUACAUACUAUAGAUGUGACUAACUUUUUUUAAAUGACCAUGUAACAUUACGUCAACAAUUUAUAUCCGUUUUAGGCUCAUUGUGCAAAAAAUAAAUCCCCACUUCACUUCUUUGAGGAUUUAAUACUUUUAAUACUUUAAUACGUAUUAGAUUGUCCAGAUAAUUUACUGAAACGUUUGAUACUGAGAGCUUUUUAUUUGACUGAUGACUGAAUUAAACUGACCGUGGGCGUGCUCACAAAAGGUUAUUGCCUGGAUUGCAUAAAACCGCCUGUUUUGACUUGGAACUUCAUGCACAGAAGCAGCGAAUAAAGACAAGAGUAUUUGAUAGUAAUCUUGUUAUUAUUUUGCUGUCUUUUUAUAGCGCUGGGGAAAUAAGUUGAGAUAGAAAACUACAAAUGUAGAUAAAGAUUAGUACGUUUUAAUCUGUACAGAAAUAGAAAGGGAGGGACACUUGAUGUUGAUACUCAAAAUAUUCAAUACCAAUAAAUAAAAGGAUAAGUAAAUAACCUUUAACAUCGGUGUAUAAAUGUAGUGUGAAGGGGUGCAUGUGGCAUGUAAUGGAAAAGUCUGCUACAACACUCAAUAAAGAAUGUAUCCCAUUCGCACAUUCAUGUCUUGCCUAAGACACUGUGACGUGUGAAAAGUGGGAUCUGAACCCCAGAAUUUUGAAGUAAAAGAGCCCUUCAAUGUCAUUAAGAAGCAAGUGUGUGGAAGCUUAUCGUACAGUGACGGGUUAGCUAUUCUAAACUAAUUAUAAUAAAUUAAACUGUUGACUUUUAGAUGCUUGAGUUUCUUCCCCCUUUUUGAUAACAAAACAUCCAUUUAAAUUAACCAAACCAGCCGAUUUAUUUUUCCGUUAAAGUAGAGUCGUGAAGAUUUGAAUUGUUUUGUUAGCCCUAACGAGUCCCUAGAGAAGGGUUUGUAUAUGAACCUCUCUGUGGAUUAACUCUCCUAUCCAGAUAAUGUAACUCAUGAUUUCUGUGUUUGCUUGUGUAGUCUGAUUUGGCGAGAACAAAGCACUGUUUGAGAGGCCCCAGCAGUUCUUCUUUGUGCCUUUGCCAGCAUAAAGGCACAACAGCAGGAAGUGACCUGCUAUGAGGCCGUGCCGUCACCACAGGCAGUUUCAUAAACAAAGCCAGACCCCAGGGGUUCGGUUUUUAAUUUGCUUCUUCCUGAUCUUACAGCAUCUUCCAAGCGAUAUGCUAAUAACAGCGGGCAUGAAACCACAUCAUUAAAUAUGUUACUAUUCGUGAGUCUCUUUUUCUGUCUCCUCUGUAGCCCCUGUGUUUUCUUGUUCAGUUGUAUCUGUUUGUCUAUGUGCAAGUUUUUUAACAGUUUUGUACCCUCUGUAACGUCUUUCUGUGACUGUUCAAUACAAAGCACCGCAGGGACCUCAUACCCCUGUGUCAGGUGUGAUGAUUUUCUUCAUCUUGUCUUUCAGACUGGUUCCCUGCAGGUCCUGUCUCAGCAGAUGCUGGUGGACUGUUCCUGGGGUUUUGGCAAUAAUGGCUGUGAUGGAGGAGAGGAGUGGAGGGCAUACGAGUGGAUCAAGAAACACGGAGGCAUUGCUACAACUGAAAGUUAUGGAGCCUAUAUGGGAAUGGUGAGAUGAUUUCAACACUGUGGUCCAUCUCUUGAAGUGUUUGAAAAAAAGGUGGAUGAUUGUUCUUCAAAUAUUUUGACUUCAGAUUCCUUUGCUUUAGAAUUACCUGCCAAAAAAUGAACCUCCUUUGACAUCUGAAGUAAAGCUGAAAAGCCCAUAGGACAUUUUUUCAGCAUACUAUGAGUUACAAGUUGGAUGAAACGUAAAUCCAUACAUAUGUCUAUUACUUAGUCGAGGGAAAUUUGGUAAAAAGGUACUUUUAAGGAGCAUGCAUCCUCUAAUAUUAAAGGAUGGAACUCACAGCCAUCGUGGAUUACAAAUAUUUUGAAGUCAUUUAGCAGACGCUUUUAUCCAAAGCAACGUACAUGUGAAUCAUACACCAGCAGAGGACAUACACUGGGAGCAAGGUCGGUUAAGUGUCUUGCUAAAGGACAGACUAGGGAAAGGGGGAAUCGAACCACCAAUUCUCCAGUUGUUGGACGACCGCUCUACAUCCUAAGCUGCUGCAAUUGCACAGUUGAGGGAGAGCAUACUUUCGUUCAAUAUCACUACUAAGACCUUAGUUGCCAAGUAAGAAUAAACUAAGAUGAUAAACUACAACUUUCUUUUCUAUUUUUUAAGCGGAGACAUGCUGCAUGAUGUGGGAACAGCAGAUUUUCUGUUACUUUCCCACUGUGUGCUUGUCGUCAUUUUUCUCUUUCUCUCCUUUAUCACAGAAUGGAUUUUGCAACCUGAAUUCAUCCCAGCUUGUUGCAAAUAUCAAGAGCUACACUAACGUCACAUCAGGAGAUGAAGACGCCCUUAAAAUGGCGCUUUUUAAAAACGGGCCAGUGGCGGUCAGCAUUGAUGCUUCACAUCGAUCCUUUGUUUUCUACAGUCAUGGUGUCUACUACGAGCCAAAAUGUGGUAGGUUUUUAUUCUCACGUUGCUCAAGCCUUUUAUUAUGGCAAUCAUUUUCUCUCUCUCAAACUCUUCACCAUUUUUGUGUCUUCCAGGUAAUAAGCCCGAUAACCUGGACCAUGCUGUGCUUGCAGUGGGAUAUGGCACACUGAAUGGGGAGCCAUACUGGUUGAUUAAGAACUCUUGGUCUACUUACUGGGGCAACGAUGGCUAUAUCCUUAUGUCUACGAAAGACAACAACUGUGGUGUCACAACCGAUGCAACAUAUGUCACACUGGCAUAGAUCUGCACAUUUCAUAAAUCGGUCCUUAUACCACUAUUUCAGUGCCUAAAAGAAAAAAGAGUGACCCUCAAUUUUGGAUGUUUUCUAGAUAAAGGCGUUUUAUUGACAUUUUUGUGGGUGAAAUGUUAAAUGUUUUGUGUCAAGUGUGAAAUCAAAUGCUACACAGCUCGCACAGGAAAUCUGUUAUCUCAGUAAUGAGUUUGAUGUUUUUAUUGCAAGGGGCACAGGGUGCACUUUCAUUUCAAGGACACAAAGUUCACUCUGUAACACAUUUACACUUGGUCUUUUUAAUUUGUCGAGACUAAAUGCACUGGGCUGGAAUCACUGCAGUAUUAAACUGUUUUCUUGACAUGACCAUGA
This is a messenger RNA of Xyrichtys novacula (pearly razorfish), 9242 nucleotides long. The record is from the annotation of a GenBank genome assembly. NCBI's taxonomy places the organism in Eukaryota, Metazoa, Chordata, Actinopteri, Labriformes, Labridae.